AUGCCGCCGUCUGGAAAGACGGGCUCAUCAGCAGCGGAGCAGGUGAUCCACAUAGACCCGCUUCUCGUGUACUUCACCUUCUCCCGCAUCCGGCCUCACUUCUCUUGCGGGCGCACAAUCGAAAGCACACUGAAGCAAUUUCGUGACGGCGAGCUGCACCCGCGCGACCUCCCCCUCCUCUCCGUGCUGACUGAUGGCGCACACUACUACAGUCAAAACAACCGACGGCUGUACGUGUACAAGCAGCUGAAGCGCGAAGGCUUGCUCGACAUGCUGCCGGUGCGACUGCGCCCUCUGCCGCAGACGAAGCGGAUGCGCAGCAAGUACUCGCCGCAGACCUGCGCUCUGAAUGCAACGCUUAUGCGCGACACAGCGAACAGGGGUGGCCUCAGAGACGCGAGCGCGGCAGCGGCGGACAGCAACGACGCGUCCGAUACCGAGGGUAGUCACGACAACCAUAACGCCUGCACUUCCUUGGCUGCGGUUGGGGAGCCUGGCGUGGGUGGCGACGAGCUCCGCAGCGGCAACCGCUCAGCUUCCUCGUCAAGCUCUCCGUCACGCCCGGCAAACUGUGCCACGGGGUCAGGCCCUGAAAGGGAGGUGGUGGAGGGCGGAGACUUACGCAAUGCACCAACAAGGAUGAAUCAGAAGCAGCAGCAGCAGCAGCAUGGCUUCACUCUGUCACAGCAGUCGUCGAACGCCAAGUGCAGAGAAAAGGCGUCACAGCGUCCAGGAAAACACAAGGGUGCCGCCGCAGCUCGAUCACCGAGCAGCAGUAGCAGCGACGGCGGUGGUAACGGUGGCACAAGUGCCUUGAAAGCAGAGCUGUGUAAACUUGGCCUACACACGUAA
This is a messenger RNA of Leishmania major strain Friedlin, 852 nucleotides long. RefSeq lists its product as hypothetical. Lineage: Eukaryota; Euglenozoa; Kinetoplastea; Trypanosomatida; Trypanosomatidae. The record is from RefSeq and is a predicted model, not a curated record. The transcript has a single exon. The coding region runs from base 1 to 852 and encodes 283 amino acids.